AUCUUGCAACCACUCAGAGGAAAUAUAGGCGGGACAGUUAGCGUCGCCCAGGCCUAUUGGUAGAAAUCAAACGAAUCAGGAUCCACCUUCCGGCUUAUGUUGGUUUCAAACCUGUUUUAGUAAAGGGUCGACGUUAAUUGCUAGCUAACUAGCAUGUGGAGGAAGAGACAUGGAUCAGCCAGCUGUAGGUUUCAAUAGCACGUCCAGAAACCUGAUGCUCUUUCCCAGCUAGAGGAAUGAGGGUAGGGAGAGUGAGCACGCAGUAGCCAGGCAUGUUAAGAGUUGUUAUCCUUCAUGACUGCAUAAACACAUUCUAGUUUCAAAGUAAUGAGUAGUCUUAAUUGAGAAGACUUAGGCCUAAGCCAGGAGAGAUGGACAGGAAGAAUGUGAACUGUGUUAUGCAGCCAAGAGAGAAUACCUACGUAUAUUUGUGGACCUGCAGUCAAUUCAAGCAGGAGCAGACAGAGUGGGACGCAGUGAACAGACACCUCCAGCACCAUGGCUUCAAGCCAGUUCACUUCACUGAUCCAAUGGAGAACAAGAACCCUGCAGAUUUGGUUCUUCUGGAGAAGAAGGCUGCCACAGAGAUCAGGCUGAUGCUGAAGACGAUGGUGACGGAUUCUGAACGCAGACAAGCCCUGAUCCAGGAGCUCAUCCAGUCCAACAGCCAGUUAAAGGAGGAGGUCCAGCAGCAACAGGCUCGAGCGGCACAGCAGGCCCAGAGGGCCUCCGAGCUCCAGGCACUCCUGGAUAAAGUGAAGGCCAAGGUCCAGGAGCUGGAGGACAGCUACAUCAGCAAGGCCGCGCAGCAGCACGUCCAGGUCAAACAGCUGCUGCAGGACCAGAGAGAGGCGGAGAAACAGCGGCAGGCCCUGGAACAGAAGCUGACCGAGGAGAAAGAGGUCAUCGCUCAGCUUCAGCGGAAGCUCUACUUUGCCGUCAAAGAGGAGGAGCGUCGGGUGGCCCGGCAGAACCAAGUCUUCCAGCAGAUCCGUAAAAGGUCCGCCCGGGCCAACUCGCCUACAAACCAGCAAGUGAUGGAUAUUAUAGAUGUCUAUGAGGCCCAGAUGCAGGAACUUCGUACAGAACUGAAGGCACAAAAAGGAGACCCUGGAGGAAAAAGCCAGACUGACCCGCAGCUGGAGCACCAUGCUUCCGAUGUUUCUUCUAAAAAAGCACUACUGAAGUCCUACCAAGACCAGCUGAAAGAGACAAAGGCCCAGAAAGAGGAGCUGAGAGGUGAAAUCCAGCGUCUGAAGCAGGAUUUGGAGUCCAGGCCCACUGUGAAGGAGCUCAAGUCCUGCAAGCACCAGCUGAAACGGAUGGAAAGAAUUGUCCAACAGAACAAGUUGGCUACUGUAGAGGAGGCCAGCAGAGACGUAAAUACGGAGGUGGAGAACAUCGAGCACCUUCCGCCUCCUGUCUGCAGGACCUACCUCAAGAGUGCCUGUAAGGAACUGGAUGUCCAGGAUCUCAGCCAACUAGUCCCAAUCUUGAAAUUACGAGCACGGCAAGCAGAAUCGUCUCUUCGGCUCGUCAAGAUUCUCAGCGCCAUUAGGACCACUCUGUGCAGCCCCAGGGCUCCAUUGCAGCUGCACAAGCAGAGGCCCAGCCGUAACUCACCCAAUGAGGCUACAGAGGGGGCGGAGUUUGAGGAGCUGCUCCCAACUGUAGAGAUAUGGGCAGAGCAGCUAUGCUCUCUAAAGGAGCUUCACUGUGCGCUGAAGAAGCUGGUGCAGAGGUUGUUACCAUGGCAGCCAGUCGGAGGCAGCGUCACCCCCACAGAUGGUGUGAGGGUGGCGGAGCUUCUGCUGAUGGUGGAAACCCUGCUGGAGGAGACAGAAAAAAGCAACCCCAAGGAGGUCCGGAGCCCCACUAAGAACUCCCUCAAGUCCAUGGUGUCCCACUUCCAGAAGCUGUUUGAUGUCCGGUCCCUCAGCGGGGUGUACCCUCGCAUGAACGAGGUCUACUCCAAGCUGGGGGAGAUGACCAAUGCCAUGAGGAACCUUCGGGACAUCCUGCAACUCGAUGACAGAGCGCCCCCUAGUGAGGUGGUGAAUCAGGUGGCAAAUCAGGUGGCAAAGGUUUCUUCCUCCACAAGCCUUACCAUCAGCCAGGAGCUGCAAAGCCUGCUGGGAACCCGUGACAUUGACAGCAUCAUACUAAAACUGGAGGAGCACGAGGAGUUCUUUCCUGCUUUCCACACGUUGGUCCAGGACCUGCUGCAGAAUCUAGGUGUCCAGCACUUGGAUGACAUUGUGCCUGCUGUGUGUGAACUGAAAUCAAGAGCAGAUUGAUUCUUUUCGGAGAAGUGGUCCAGUGGAUAUUUGGUUUUGAACAUUCACUUGAUAAUAUGUGAGAAAUGUUUUAACAAUAUGAGUUUAAGAAAUUCAUUUUUAAUAAUGUGACUUUUUAGAUGAUUGUGCUCAAUACAUUUAGGAUUCUCUUCUAAUGGUAUAAAUAAACCCUUAAAUGUAAAUUUUAAAAUGUAAAUGUGUUAAUAAAUCACAACAGAAGCCUUA
Messenger RNA from Anguilla anguilla (European eel), 2522 nucleotides. RefSeq names its product centrosomal protein 70 (gene cep70). The transcript has 19 exons. Bases 372 to 2297 code for a protein of 641 amino acids. Gene Ontology annotation, molecular function: gamma-tubulin binding. The record is from RefSeq and is a predicted model, not a curated record. Gene Ontology annotation, cellular component: centrosome. NCBI's taxonomy places the organism in Eukaryota, Metazoa, Chordata, Actinopteri, Anguilliformes, Anguillidae. Gene Ontology annotation, biological process: regulation of microtubule cytoskeleton organization; cilium assembly.